AUGAACAUGAUCUUGAAAGCAACUGGAGUGGCCCUCCUCAGUAUCAUACCUUACGUUCAGGCAUAUCCUGUCAGUGCCUUGAAACACUCGCCUAAGACUCCAUUCUUUGUUCUAGCGGGUGAUAGCACCACAGCAACUCAAUCCUCAAACGGAGGAGGGUGGGGAGACGGAUUUCUCGACACAGCCCUUUUUAAAGGAGCAUCUGGUCGCAAUUUCGGUCACAAUGGUGCAACUACUGUCAGCUUCCGAGAUGGAGGUGAUUGGGAUGAGGUUUUAACGACUGUGAAACAAGUUCGAGACGACUAUCAUCCAUUUGUGACAAUCCAAUUUGGCCACAACGACCAAAAGCCAGCUGCAAACAUCUCACUGUCACAAUACACCAGCAAUCUUGAAAGAUUUGUGUCUGAGGCUUCUGAUGCUGGGGCUACACCCAUUCUCGUCACUCCUCUGUCUCGGCGCAAUUACGAUGACUCAACAGGGACACCGAGUAUCGUCAUGAGUCUCGCCAAUGAGACCAUGGCUGCCAUAGCUGCCGCCCAUCAUUCCUCUGCUGCCUAUAUUGACCUGAAUGAAGCGAGCACCCGGUACCUCAAUGCGAUCGGACCAGCAAAUGCUUUCACAUACAACCUCAAUCCAUCGGACAAUACCCAUUUGAACGCGCCGGGAAGUGUUCUCUUUGGAGGAAUUGUGGCCGAACUAAUUAGCCAGAAAUUUGACAAUUUGGAAAAAUCUGGAUAUCUGCGCGUGAAUCGUAAACUCAAGAAGAAUGUUGAUCGUGGGAUCUAUUACUGGCCUUGA
This is a messenger RNA of Penicillium mononematosum, 798 nucleotides long. Its product is annotated as rhamnogalacturonan acetylesterase. Gene Ontology annotation, molecular function: hydrolase activity. Bases 1 to 798 code for a protein of 265 amino acids. Lineage: Eukaryota; Fungi; Ascomycota; Eurotiomycetes; Eurotiales; Aspergillaceae. The transcript has a single exon. The record is from RefSeq and is a predicted model, not a curated record.